Exophiala aquamarina CBS 119918 is the source of this 1035-nucleotide messenger RNA. RefSeq lists its product as uncharacterized. The record is from RefSeq and is a predicted model, not a curated record. The transcript is spliced from 3 exons. Lineage: Eukaryota; Fungi; Ascomycota; Eurotiomycetes; Chaetothyriales; Herpotrichiellaceae. Bases 1 to 1035 code for a protein of 344 amino acids.
AUGUGUUUCAGUUGUGGGCGCUGGCCAUGGACUCAGCCAGAUGUCCAGCUCGCCGCCGAUCCUAUUGACAAGCGAUUCAUCUACCUCGACGACAACGUUGAAUGGUAUCAGGACACAAGAACCUUUUGCAUUUUGGGUCUCGUCUCUCGUCUCCUUUUUGAUUCAUAUCAAUAUCGAUCCAACUUCAUCAACUUCGCCGCCACAGCACACAACCUCACCACAUUGCCACCACCAAUCGUCCGCCUUCUUUCUUUCACUCCGCAUACAGGCACCAUGCCCAAUUUCUACACCUACCAGAAUCCAUACCCUUCUCAACUGGCUACUACAGGUCAAGGCCAUUGGGAAGAUCCGGCGGACUGGCCACGCACCUUCAUCUACGUAACUAACCAAGCCGGGAAUCAGGGCCUCCAUCCGCCUGCGCCUGUCUUGCAGACCAUUCCAGGCCAACAAAACAUGUACUACUAUCCAGGAAGUCCAAGCACCCCAGGAGGCUAUGUCAUGAAUGGAGUUUGGCACCCUACUCAACCUGCUGCACCUGCAGCUGCUGGAACUGGUUGGCCCUUCACCUGUUAUCCCCUUCCAACUGCCCCUGCGUCGACCUCUCCUCCGACCUGUAACUGGGCGUAUGGUUACUCACCUUGUUGCACAGCAUCGCCACCGUUUCAAGUCUCACCGGGUACUCCGUGGAACGCUUCUGCCGCCGCAGCUCAGGUUGCCGCAGUCAUAGCAGCCAACACAGCCCUUGCUCAGCAACCAAAUGCACCGUCUUACUUCGUUGGCACCAGUGCUGCGGAGAUCCAAGCUCAGAACGCCAUACUACAGGCCCAUCUCUACAACCUAGCCGCAGGUCAAGCUCAACAACAGGCAACUCAGGUUGCACCUUAUAAGCCAGGUACAGGUCCUCAGUUUUGGUGCAAAGAAACUGAUGGCAGUUGGACUUUACGAGACCAAGCUGAUGCAGCGACUUUGGGUGCUGGCCAUUGGGAAACUCAUCCAACCAGCGGUUACCAUUAUUUUGUUAAGCAUGCUGCUUGA